Stegastes partitus (bicolor damselfish) is the source of this 4296-nucleotide messenger RNA. It is a transcript of the gene slc1a5, whose product is annotated as solute carrier family 1 member 5. NCBI's taxonomy places the organism in Eukaryota, Metazoa, Chordata, Actinopteri, Pomacentridae. Bases 120 to 1709 code for a protein of 529 amino acids. Gene Ontology annotation, cellular component: plasma membrane. The record is from RefSeq and is a predicted model, not a curated record. Gene Ontology annotation, molecular function: L-aspartate transmembrane transporter activity; symporter activity; neutral L-amino acid transmembrane transporter activity. Gene Ontology annotation, biological process: L-aspartate import across plasma membrane. The transcript is spliced from 8 exons.
UACACUGCUAAGAAACACGCUGGUAGUUCUUUCUUGGUGAACUAGAAGAUACUCCCGCCUCGAUUACAUCAGUUUGUGUGCCAUUUAAAUAAGUUUUAGGGCAACUUUAAACGCGCGCAAUGGCUGAGAAGAUAGACAUGGAAGGAGGGAAGGCAUCCAACGGCGAGGCGCACCUCGACGAGCCGCUGGCCAACGGGAUGAACGGUCCCAACAAGAGCAACCCGGAGCCUCUGUCCCAGCGGGUGCUGCGGAUCAUGAGGGCCAACCUGCUGGUGAUUCUCACCGUGGCCGGGGUCAUCGUCGGGGUUUUUAUCGGACUUGGCGUGCGCAACGCGACCCUGACGAGGACCCAGAUCAUUUACAUCGGCUUCCCUGGUGAACUGCUCAUCCGGCUGCUGAAGAUGAUCAUCAUCCCCCUGGUCGUGUGCAGCCUGGUGUCCGGGGCGGCCAGCAUCGACCCCAAAGCGCUGGGGAAGCUGGGCGGCUGGGCCAUGCUCUUCUUCCUGGUCACCACCUUGAUCGCGUCGUCCAUCGGGGUCGUGAUGGCUUUCAUCCUGACGCCGGGCUCCGUGGCCGUCAGCAAGCCUGCGAGCCUGGACGACGACGUGCCUGCUCAUAAAGAAGUCAUAGACUCCUUUUUAGACCUCAUAAGAAACAUCUUUCCCUCCAACCUGGUGUCUGCUGCCUUCCAGUCAUAUGCAACCUCCUACAAGCUGGUUAAGGUUAAUGGCACAGAUGGCAACCUCAAUAUCACGGUGGAGAAGGUGCCCUUUGGAAUAGACCAGGAUGGCAUGAACAUUCUUGGUCUGGUAGUGUUUGCCAUCGUGUUUGGCGUGGCUUUAAGGAAGCUGGGUGAGGAAGGAGAGAUCCUGAUCAAGUUCUUCAACUCCUUCAAUGAAGCCACCAUGGUGCUGGUCUCCUGGAUCAUGUGGUAUGCCCCUCUUGGUAUCAUGUUCCUUGUUGCCAGUAAGAUCGUGGAGAUGGAAGACGUCGGUAAACUGUUUGCCAGUCUGGGGAAAUACAUAGCCUGCUGCAUCAUUGGACACGCCAUCCAUGGUGCUCUGGUGCUGCCGGCCAUCUACUUCAUCUUUACGCGGAAGAACCCCUACACCUUCCUCUGGGGCAUAUUCACAGCUCUGGCUACAGCCUUUGGAACAAGCUCCAGCUCUGCCACUCUGCCCCUCAUGAUGAAGUGCGUGGAGGAAAAUAACGGCGUAUCCAAGCACAUCAGCCGUUUCAUCCUGCCCAUCGGAGCUACGGUCAACAUGGACGGAGCUGCUCUCUUCCAGUGCGUGGCUGCAGUUUUCAUCGCUCAGCUGAACAACACUCCCCUGAACUUCAUCCAAGUCAUUACCAUCCUUGUGACGGCGACGGCAUCCAGUGUUGGAGCAGCAGGUAUCCCAGCUGGUGGUGUGCUGACACUAGCUAUUAUCCUGGAAGCGAUAGGACUUCCCACCACCGACAUCUCUCUUAUCCUGGCCGUUGACUGGCUUGUCGACCGCACCUGCACCGUGUUGAACGUGGAGGGCGACGCUUUCGGCGCCGGGCUCUUGCAGCACUACGUGGACCGCACGUCCAAACAAGGAGACGGAAAUGAGCUGAGCGAGGUCCGGCUGGGCGACGAUUCUUUAGCCCCCGCACCCGAGCAUUCGCCGCUCAUCGACAAACGCGGCGGAAGGGCUUCCAGUGAAAAAGAAUCUGUUAUGUAAUCCAGUGACAUUAUCAAGAGUCCCCCCCUCCUCUCUCUCUCUCUCUCUCUCUCUCGCUCUUAUUUGACACUCCUGCAAGCUGAAACCUGAAGUUCAAGCCCCCCUGAAGAAAAGAGUGCAAGGAGACAUGCACACUGAAAUGCUAAUAAAAGCUCUCAUACAUCAAAACUUGUCUAAAAGGAAAGCUAAAAAAAAAAAAAAAAAAAAGUGGGAUUUUUAAAGUCCAUGUCGUGCACAGUGACUUUUAUUUUCGUUUUGAGGGACAGUAUUGUACAUUAGACUGGCUGCUAUGUUCACUCAAGUCUAGUGAUGCGUUGGGUUGGGCCUCAUCACCUUUGAAGUCAGAAUUUUAUCGUGUUGUACAUCUCUGGCGUUUUUUAGUCACUUCUUGGUUUGUCAUGUGACCAAUGUGUACAACCAAAAAAAAAAAAAACUGGACCAAUGACCUUCUGCAAUAUGUAGCAGCUAUGUUAUAAACACAAGUAUGCAUUAAUGUUGUAUUGAUUUUAAAUGGAGAAAUGGCAGUUACGGGAAUCCAUUGGUUUAUUGCUGAAGCUUUCCUACAUCACAUUAAUAUCACUGACCUGCACUUAGCAAAUCACGUUUUCCUUCUACGAAAACAGUAAAUAUUCUGACUUUAAAAGCUGACGAGGACCUCCACAUAGUUUGCUGCAGCCAGUCUGGCAGUUCUCACAUGCUCCAUCAGUCAUGUUACCUUUAAAAUGUUUUCGUCACUGUCACUUUUUUUUUUGGUGUUGUGUUCAGCUUCAUCAGAUUUUCGACAUUCUCGUGGAAAAUAACCAAUGAGGGUCAUAUCUUUUCUGAAAAUACUUGGAUCGUAGCAUACGUGCGUUUUGUUUUACGUGAUUAUAGCCACUUUCAUGCAGGUUUUUAUAUGUCUUGUAUUUGAUUUGUCAGAUAUAAAGCUAGAUUCCAUAUGUCCUGCAUGAAAAUGGCUGUGACCAUAUAUAACAUAAUGUACAUGCUUAGUUUGUAUUGUGUUUUUGUUUUUUUAAGUAGUGUUAAAGGCUUUUGUUAGUCUUUUAUUUUGUUUGUCGGUAUUCUAUACCAAUGUUUCUCAAUGCCUUUUCAUAGUGAGGAAAAGCAAUAUAGUUGCUCUGCAGAUUAUAUCCAUAUUCCAAAGCACACCAAAUGAAAUAUUAUCCUCAAUAACGUCCAAAGAGUGAAUGAAGGAAUUAUCUCAAGGAUUUUGACAACAUGCAUGGAAACACACACAUUGACUUCUGCCUCAGAUGGACGCAGUCAGGCGUUACAACCUCAGGUUUGACUUUUUUGCUUGAAGACUGUUCUUCAAGCUGCUCCUUAAAUACUCUGAGACCAAAUCACACUGACUCAGCAAACAAGAAGGAGACCAUUGAACUCCGGUGUGUAUUUUCUGGGAGGUGUGCAUUUUUUGAAAUCAUUAUUAUAGCCCUCGUUUUACUCGUGCUGUUGCGUCUGUGUAGGUUCCAACUUUUUAGUAAAGUACAAGUGGGUUUUAAAGCACAGCGUGUGAUAAGGACUGUUUGGUUGAUGUCGUGAAAUGUAUGGUACGGCUACAUGUUGAGUGCGUAACUAACAGAUUUCCUUCCACUACAAUGAUGUCUAUCUGAAGUCUGAACACCUAGAGAACUUAAGCCAAGAGGUGGGCACGUCUCAGCUUAUUUUGGUUUUGACUAAAAUUGCCAUUAACAUGAAAUUCUAGUUGCGUGGCCACUAGGCCUCUUUGUAUAUAUGAUAAUUAUUUGUUGUAAUUGAUAUUUAUUUCUCUAAUCAAAAUCCAAAGAGAUUUUUAGCCAUUUUUUUAAACAUGCUAGUACCUCCAAAUUGGCUCUUUUUUUUGCCCUUUUCAAGUCUUUUUGUAAAAACUGGUUGGUGGUAGAUUUUCUUUUUUUUUUUUUUACUGUUCAUGUUCUUUUUCUCAGCCUUGUUUUCAACUCAUGGGUUACAGUCUAAGUUAUAUUUAUAUACGUUGCUUCCAUUUGAUGAAUAUAUUUCUGUGGCCAAGACUUGAGACUUUGGAGAGUGUGUGGUGGAGCAUUAAUGAGAUGACUUGUGUUGGUUCAUACCUUUAAGAUGAUACUGUCUAUUUUCAGAUGCAACAAAGUUACACUAUUAACUGUUAUGUUUCCAUCCAUAUCGCCAAAAACUGUAAAGAAGGAAUGAGUGGGGAAUAUACUACUGUUAUAUACAAAAUUUCCUUUGCCAGCUUUAUACUGAACUAGCUUUGCAGUAUUUGCCAUGCGGACAUUGAUGAAUUCAUUACAGGCCUGAGGUCUCAUCAUUUCUGUCAAGUCUUAUCAGGAAGUGCUUCAGCAACAAGCACUGCCUCACAACAGCUGAUGUGCUUUGCUUCCUUUCUGCUUUGUUUUUUUGGUGCAAGGUUGUACAGAUUUUUAUCAUUCCUUUCUGAAAUCUUACACCACGUGGCUGUCUGGUACAAUCAUAGCAUUUGUGUUGAGCGUUUGCACAUGGUAGAUGUAAUGAUUUUAUUACAGUGGGGCUAUGUUUCAAAAAUAUAAAUUCCCGGUUACCAUCUGAAUGUACUGUCGAUAGGUUUUAAACAUUAAAGGCCUUUUUUUUUUUU